CCGCCUCCUGAUUAAUCAUUGGCGAGAUAGGGGAGAGGAAUCGUAUUCAUAUGGGCUGAAGAGCGGUAGUAGAUGAAUUAAUGGACUUUUCCAUGUUUUUUUGUUUCAAUUUUAUGGCAAGAUAUUUAAUUUCACAUUAGCCUGCAAAUUCUUUCGUGACAUGGAUUGGCUCCUGAUUAACCUUUGAGCAUCCGUGUCGUUACAAGUCCGUCGUUUUUUUUGCUCCCGCUGACUGGCAGUUGGCAAUGUAUGAUAGUAGUCUAUGACUUUCUGAUGUGACUGCAACUAUUGGAGUUGGUUGGAUCAGAAACUUAAAUUCGAGAGUGGGUGUCACGUUUUCACAUUUUACCGACAAUUCGGAGGAGUAGGCUACAAACUAUGGAGAGUGAAACGAACGGUAACAUCUCGAUCACUUCCCAGCUUCACCUGAACAACAGCACCAAUGCGAAUGACAGGGUGGACUCGUACGGGUUUGAGAUGCCUGAGGGUUAUGAGUCCUAUGAGAAGAUGAUGGCUGAGUAUGUAGCUGUGCUCACCAGAAGGUCCAUCAAGUGGUCUAAACUCCUACAGGGGAAAGUCUACGUGGAGAAGAACCUGAAGGUGAAGCGGUAUGUGCGUAAGGGUGUGCCCAACGAGCACCGAGCCCAGAUCUGGAUGGCAGCCAGCGGGGCCCAGGAGCAGCUGGAAAAGAACCCAGGGUACUACCACUCUCUGCUGGGUACCGAGCAGCAGCACGAUGCCAAGCUGGAGGAGACCGUCAGGAUAGACAUGCACAGAACGUUCCCUGACAACGUGCAGUUCCGGAACAGCUCAGAGCCCUGUCUGCAGAAGGCCCUGUACAAUGUGCUGCUGGCGUAUGGGCACCACAACCAGGCUGUGGGAUACUGCCAGGGUAUGAACUUCAUUGCAGGCUACCUCAUCAUCAUCACUAAGGAUGAAGAGAAGUCCUUCUGGCUCAUGGACUCUUUGUUGGGAAGAAUACUCUCUGACUACUACAGCCCGGCCAUGCUGGGGUUGAAGACGGACCAGGAGGUGUUGGGCGAGCUGGUGAGGGUCAAAGCCCCAGCUGUGUGGCAGGCCAUGGCCCAACACAACGUCAUGUGGACCCUGGUGGUCUCCCGAUGGUUCAUCUGCCUCUACAUCGAUGUCCUGCCUGUAGAGACGGUUUUACGGAUCUGGGACUGCCUGUUUUACGAGGGCUCUAAGAUUCUGUUCCGCGUGGCCCUGACUCUGAUCCUCCACCACCAAGCUGAGAUCCUGCAGUCCCGCUCCAUGGUCGAGGUGUGUGAGCGCUUCAAACUGAUCACCCAGGGAGCCUUCACAUACGACUGCCACACCUUCAUGCAGGAAAUCUUCAGGGAACCAGGAAGUCUCUCCAUGGCAACCAUCACUAAGCUAAGGGAGACAUGCCGAGAACACAUAGUGACUGAGAUGUCCAGACUCCGCCCUUGACCACUCCUCCACCACUAAUAACCUCUUAAGGCAAUCACCCUGUGGUUAUCCUGGGCUUGUUCCAGGUCAUCUUCAUUGUAGUUGAGCUACAGAUGAUCAGAUUUCACAUUUGGAGAAAUAACCAGGAACCACAAAUAUGAUGACAUGGCAAUCACUCUUCUGAGAUGCUGAAUUGAGCUGUGUGAUUGUAGUACCCCCAUCUAGCCAAAUAUUAUUUGUAUUGUAAAAAGCAUUAAACUGUUAUCUUGUA
Oncorhynchus keta (chum salmon) is the source of this 1702-nucleotide messenger RNA. RefSeq names its product growth hormone-regulated TBC protein 1-A-like. The record is from RefSeq and is a predicted model, not a curated record. NCBI's taxonomy places the organism in Eukaryota, Metazoa, Chordata, Actinopteri, Salmoniformes, Salmonidae. The transcript has 8 exons. The coding region runs from base 379 to 1452 and encodes 357 amino acids.